Lachancea nothofagi CBS 11611 is the source of this 513-nucleotide messenger RNA. NCBI's taxonomy places the organism in Eukaryota, Fungi, Ascomycota, Saccharomycetes, Saccharomycetales, Saccharomycetaceae. The record is from the annotation of a GenBank genome assembly.
AUGCACCUUUCCGCCACUACACCCGUUCGGAAUGCCCUGAACUCGCUCCGUUCCGCGGCCGAAACUUUCUCCGCCCCGAAAAAACUAAACAUUAAUUCCGAGAUGUUCGCAACAGCACUACGACAAUCAACUCUAUACCCCGAGCCUUACGUGCCCUACGGUUUUAUCCCAGUGGCAACCCACUCCAAGCCUCUUCUUGCCCAUGUUCCAUAUACAAAAAUCAUAUAUAAGAACGACCUUUCAACCCAUUCCCGCACACAUACAUUUUUCCUCCAGAUCCAUAAAUCAACAUCUCGCACCCUACCGCACAACCUCGAGGGUAGCUAUAUUCUUCGCUCGGCUUUAAGCAGAUUUUGGCCAGAACCCCGACAGUCGCGUGUGUGCAUCCGAAUCGCAUUUUGCAAUAUACGUUAUAAACACAUCAUACCCAGGGAAUCUUUUUUUCAUACCUUUUCAUACCGGCACGCUAUAAGAGUUGUCGCAAUCUCAAACACGCUUUUCCUCCCCCCAUAG